Molecule: messenger RNA, 1554 nt
Organism: Rhizoctonia solani
Lineage: Eukaryota; Fungi; Basidiomycota; Agaricomycetes; Cantharellales; Ceratobasidiaceae
Product: triacylglycerol lipase
Exons: 3
Coding region: 1-1554 (517 amino acids)
Molecular function (GO): triacylglycerol lipase activity
Source: RefSeq, a predicted model, not a curated record
AUGAUGAUGACGAGUGCGAGCUGUGGUCCUACUUCACUUGCCCAUCUCUACAAACGACUUUUAUCGACUGUUGCGGUCCAUGGGAGGAGAGAUGUAGCCAGUGGGAGGCUCUGGCCAGGUGCUAAUAGGCACUAUUCAUUGAGCGCACCUUCGAUCGAUUUGCGACUUCCAUCCUGGCUUUCAUUCUCUGCUAUUACCGCCGCUGCGAGCUCCAUUACGAUUCCGCGACCCAAGGCAGUCGACAGGCCAAAGCACAAGCCUGACUUGGACUCGACCAUAUACCAACUCAUGAGCUCUCCUGUGCUCUUCGAUCCCAUUCGAAAACCACGAAACAAGAUUGUUCUCUGCCAUGGUCUGUAUGGCUUUGAUGUACGAGGACCCGCCUCUUUUCCUAAGCUCCAGCUCCACUAUUGGUCCAAAGUUCUCGAAAUCCUUCGGGGAAAGGUCGGAGCAGAGGUUGAAGUGACUGGUGUACCUGGAACUGGCUCGAUUGAAUCGCGCGCCACAAGACUCCAUGAGUCCCUCUCCACUCGCAUGCCCAAUCAGCCAAUCAACUUUAUUGCUCACUCCAUGGGCGGUCUAGACUGUCGGUACCUUAUCUCCAGGAUACGUCCAACCGAAUACGCGCCUCAAAGUCUGACGACCGUGUCGACCCCACAUCGAGGAAGCAGCUUCAUGGACUGGUGCAGCGCAAACAUCGGCGUUGGGGAAUUUAGCGCCCUCGAAGACGGCAUACUCCCCUACUCGCUCAAGGAACCCCUCUUGUCCCGCCCCCGUACCGCCCGAGAGACCGAAACGGCCAAAACAAUCCUGGGCCUGAUCACGUCCUUGCCCCAGAACCUGACGACCAUGCUCCUGGCCCUACUCGAUUCCCCAGCAUACGCAAACCUCACCACAUCGUUCCUCCACAACACCUUUAAUCCGAAUACACCCGACGUCGAGGGGGUCAAGUACUACUCGGUCGGCGCGCGCGCCCGGGACGACAUGUCCGUCUUCCACCCGCUCUGGCUCCCCAAGACCAUCCUCGACGCAGCCGAAGCCGAGAACCUGGGCAAGACACCCGAGUGGGGCAGCGAGUUCCAGGAUAUCGACGGCUGGGCCGGUGUCAAGCGACGAUGGAGAGGGCACGACGGGUUGGUCUCUGUCGCCUCGGCCCGAUGGGGCGAGUUCCUGGGUGUGAUCGAGGGAGCGGACCACUGGGAACUACGAGGCUCGUCGGGAGUUUCGCCGGUUUCGUCGCAUGCCCCGACGGCACCCGGUACGUCACCCGAUACAUCCAGCACCAACGGAUGGUCCGAGUGGGCCAAAUCGUUCUCGCUCUGGCAGGCUGCUCGGUCCACCGAUGCGUCCAACGGCGGGGACGAACAGCGCGCCAAGGCGACUGCAGCCUUGGACUGGGUCGUCAACGCCGUCUCGUCGUCGCAUGCCGCCAACCCCGGAGGAGAACACGACCCCGCGCGUAUCAAGCGACGAUCAGAGGACGGUGUGCCCGUGUUCGAGCUGGAGCGGUUCUACGUCGCACUGUGCAAGAAACUCUACGACGACGGGCUGUGA